This is a messenger RNA of Rosa chinensis, 5679 nucleotides long. Its product is annotated as putative disease resistance RPP13-like protein 1. Bases 1037 to 3544 code for a protein of 835 amino acids. The record is from RefSeq and is a predicted model, not a curated record. Lineage: Eukaryota; Viridiplantae; Streptophyta; Magnoliopsida; Rosales; Rosaceae. The transcript has 8 exons. Gene Ontology annotation, molecular function: protein binding; ADP binding. Gene Ontology annotation, biological process: defense response to other organism.
GGGCAAGUUUGCUAGUUAAGCACUAAAGCCCACUACCAUAUUAGGCAUCAGACAACACCUGCAUCUUAGUACAAUAGUACCAGCUAGGUCACACAACUUGCAUCUGCAAUUCUGCAGAUUGCCCCUUGCUCCUUGUAUGCAUUAGCUGCAUCUUGUUCUCUUGCUAGUAGUGGCGGUCCUGUGCCACGUGUCCUCUUUCUGUUGUAUUGGACACCCCUACAUAUGUAUGCUACUGCUCAGUCGAGCCAUCUAUGCAAUGAAUCAAGUUUAAUUCCUUUAUUUCCCCUUCUGCUAAUUAUAGAACCCACCACAAGACCAGUAAAAUCAAUGUUCGAGUAAGCGCGAAGCACCAACUUGAGACAGAUAGUGAGGGCGGGAGAUCCACCAGUCGACAGCUCAAAUUGGGCCUCUUCGUAUUCUGAGUCAAAAGCCAGCAAAGACAAUCAAUCGGCACAUUCAGGCCGAGUUUCACAAGGUCCAAGACCAGACGAGGGUGCUGCUUUUCAUUCAAAACUGCAACGGUAGAGCGCGCAACACCAACUGGAGAUCAAGUGGCAAACAAUAGAGAAUACAGAGGAGCCUCAAUCUUCUGAGGUAAAUUUUUCGUCCGGUAAAAAGUUUACAAUUUUAUUUGGGUUUGGGUUUGGAAUUGGAAUCGGAAUCGGAACUGGAGGCUAUAAUUAGAACUAUACACUUCAAGACAGAUUUAUUCAUUUAUUUAUUAUCUACAUAUGACGAUGAUGAUGAUGAUGAUGAUGAUGAUGAUGAAGAAGAAGUCUCAACUCUCAAAAGGACAGGCGGUGACUUUUUCACACUAUUAUAUGAAUGUGAGCUCACCACUAACAACUGGCCGGAAAAAAACAAUUAAGUUUGAGUUCAAUGGAAAGCAUUCCUUAAGGUGUUGUUGGAGAGAUUGACCUCUCGUGACUUCCUCAACUAUGCACGGCAGAAAGGAGUUGCCAAAAAGCUUCAGAAAUGGAGCGAGACGGUGUCUGAAAUUGAGCAGCUUCUCAGUGAUGCAGAGGAGAAGCAACUGAUGAUCAAUGAGGCAAUGCACCAUUGGUUGAUUGAGCUCACGCAUUUGGCCUAUGAUGUGAAUGACACACUCGACAAGUUGUCCACUCAGAUGCUGACAGGAAUGGAUGAAACUAGAGCUGGCUCAAGUAAGGUACAAAGCUUCAUUCCCAAAGCUAAGUUGUACUUUAAUAACUCUGAAAUGGAGGGCAUUUCUCAUCGAUUACGGAAAUUAUCCACAAAACAAAAGGAGCUAUUGAAGAAUGUAAGCUCAAACACUGAGGCUACUUCCUUACCAGCAUUGCAAAGGUCACCAAGUUCUAUUGUGUUGAAUACACCUGUGGCUGGAAGAGAUGGGGAAAUAAGAAAGAUUGUUGGAUUAUUGUCAAGAGACUAUGAGUCUUCUCGUACCACCAAUUUUCAUUCAGUUGCCAUUGUUGGAAUGCCAGGAGUUGGCAAGACAACAGUUGCAGCACAUGUCUUCAUUGCUGACGCUAUGGAACAGUUUUACCCAAAGGUGUGGGUAUCUGUGUCUCAUAACUUCAAUCUUGAAAGAGUGACGAGAGCUAUUUGUAGGAAAGUCACAUCCCAGCCAUGUGAUCAGAAUGAUUUCAGUGAAGUGCAAGAUGAUUUGAACAGGGCAAUAGCAGGUAAAAGAUUUUUGAUUGUUUUAGAUGAUGUCUGGAGCACAUGUGACUGCGAGUCAUGGACAACAAUGCAGUCCCACUUCCGUGUUGGAGCACCAGGAAGUACAAUACUUGUCACAACACGUGAAGAAAAAGUUGCAAAAUUGAUUGGAGCCACUGAAGUGUACAAUUUGAAGGUUCUUUCAGAUGAAGAGUGUCUGAAUGUAUUUAUGCAACAUAUUAACAAUCACAGACCACCAAAUUUUGAUGCAGUAUUUGCCAAGAAAAUUGUUGAAAAAUGCAAUGGACUGCCAUUGGCGGCAAAAACUCUUGGUGGUAUUUUACGUUGUGAAGAAGUUGACAGAUGGAAUGAAGUAUUGGAUGACAAGUUGUGGAGUAUAUCAAAUAACGAGAGCAACAGACUCCCAGUUUUGAAGCUGAGUUAUCAUUAUCUUCCUUCAACUUUGAAGAGGUGCUUUGCCUAUUGCUCAAUAUUUCCCAAUAACUAUGAAUUUGGGAAGAAGCAAUUAAUCCUUCUAUGGAUGGCAGAGGGUUUUCUUCAGCAGCCAGAAGGAAGUAACCAGAUGGAAGAUAUUGGUGGCAACUCUUUUGAGGAGCUGUUAUCGAGGUCAUUAUUUCAAAAGUCAAGCAAAAGUAAUUCACUUUAUGUAAUGCAUGACCUUGUUGGUGAUUUGGCACGGUGGGCUUCUGGAGAUACAUAUUUCAGAUUGGAGGAUAAGGUGGAUGGCAAAUGCUCUUCAAAGACUCGUCAUUCUUCUUACAUUUCCGGUAAGUUUGAUGGGGUCACCAAAUUUGAAAAGGCAUUCUCUGAAGCAAAGAGUCUGCGAACUUUCCUACCACUUUCAAUCUCACAUGGUCAUGAGAAUUAUCUAACUUGUAAGGUUACUUUUGAGAAGUUGCCAAAGUUGGAGUGUUUACGAGUACUUUCUUUGAAUGGCUAUCAAGUAACUCUGUUGCCGGAAUCAAUUGGUCAUCUGAAGCAUCUACGGUACCUUGAUCUGUCUCACACACUCAUAACGAGUUUGCCUAAAUCAACAACCACCCUUUACAACUUGCAGACAUUGAUAUUAGAAAAUUGUUCUCAAUUGAAGGCACUACCUGGAAAACUGAAGAAUUUGGCAAAAUUACGUCAUCUGAACAACUCAUGUGUGCCUUCAUUGGAAGGAAUGCCUCCUCAGCUAAGUCAAUUGACUAAUCUCCAAACAUUAUCUAAUUUUGUGGUGGGCAAAGGAAAUGUGUCAAGGGUAGGAGAGAUAGGGCCUCUAUCGCUUCGCUGGACAUUGUGCCUCAAAAGAUUGGAAAAUGUGACUAAUGUUGAGGAUGCAACAAGGGCAAACUUAUUGAGCAAGCAAGGGCUUGAUGCACUACAACUAGAAUGGAGUGGCACUGAUGGAAAGGAAUCAGAAAUUCUUGAAGUGCUAAAACCACACAUAAACCUUAAAGAGCUCAUCAUCAAGGGUUAUAACGGUUUGGAAUUUCCAACAUGGAUUCAGCAUCCUUUGUUCUCUGAAAUGACCCUUGUGGUGUUAGAGAAUUGUAACAAAUGUCGAUUCUUGCCAGCACUCGGCCAAUUACAUUCUCUGAAACAACUCUUUAUAAAAGGAAUGUCUAGUGUUGAAAGUGUGGGUCCUGAGUUUUAUGGGAAGGCUGGGGUGCCUUUUCCAGUAUUAGAAACUCUUGAGUUCAAGAAUAUGGAAGAUUGGAAGGAGUGGUUUCCUUGGGAACAAAGUCAAGGAAAUGGAGUUUUCCCCUGCCUAAAAAUGCUUUCCAUCUCCACAUGCCCCAAAUUGAAAGGUAGCUUACCCAAGAAUAUUCAUUUAUUAACAAAGCUUGGGAUUGAUGGAUGUGAGCAGUUGGUUGUUUCAACUACCAAUAUAUUAUAAACUGAUUCACGAGUUAAAUAUAUGGGGUUGUAAAUGGGCGGUGGAUAGGAGUGGGGUAAAGUUUGAGUUAUUAGAGGCCAUGGAGCUUUCAAGUAUUUCAGAGUUCGGAUUUGAAACAGAAGAAUUCCUGAAAAGAUUUACACAGCUUAAAAAUUUAAAGACUACUGGUUGUGAAGAGCUGACAUCUUUAUGGAAAAGUAGGAAUAGAUGGCUGCAACAUCACAUUGGCAACUCUCAGUCUCACUUUGUUCAAGAGCUGGUGUCACUUCAACAACUACACAUCAUUGGAUGCUCAACUCUAAUUUCUUUUCCAGAGGUUGAUUUGCCACCUUUUCUUAAACACUUGAAGAUUGAGUCAUGCAGUUCCCUUGUAUAUUUUACUAGAUCUCAUAUGCCCCUAACGCUAAGAAGAAUAGAGAUUGGAGAUUGCUUGGAACUUAAAUCAUUAGUGGAGGGAGAAGCGUCUUCGUCGUCCUCUUCUUCUUGUUUGAUGAAUGAGGAGGCAUCCUCUCUUGAGUACUUGAAGAUAUGGAAGUGUCCAUCUUUGACUUCCUUAUUGGACAGAAGCCAACUGCCCAGGGCACUUGAACAGCUUUUCUUGUGGGAUUGUGAACAACUGGAGUCAAUAACUGAUAAGUUCCAGGACAAAACUUGUCUUGAAUGUGUUGAUAUACGGCGUUGUCCAAAUCUUAAAUCAUUACCAGAGCGCAUGUGCUACCUCACCAAUCUUCAAAAGUUAUAUAUUUUUCAGUGUGGAAGUCUUGUUUCCUUCCCUAGAGGCCAAAUACAGCCUCCAACCUAACAACCAUCUGUAUCUGGGACUUGAAAUUGACAGCCCUCCCUGAAGGCAUGGUCAAGCACAACCUCAGCUCUCUUCAGAGAUUAACAAUCGCUUACUGUAAAGGUUUGGUGUCCAUUCUAGAAGAGGGUUUUCCCUCAAACCUAACAAUACUUAAAAUUGUGGAUCCCAAGAGUUGUAAGCCACUCUCUGAGUGGGGCUUGCAGUUGGAGAAACUCACCUCUCUAAAAGAGUUGUGGAUCUCUGGUGUAGAUCCAUAUCUGGUGUCCUUUCCACCAAAGGAUAUAGAGUUGAUGCUCCCUAAAUCCCUCAGUAGACUCGACAUUGCAAACUUCCCAAGUCUGAGGCGCCUAUCCAGGAAGGCCCUUCAGUCCCUCACCUCUCUUGAAUAUCUUGAGAUUGCUGAUUGUCAAAAGCUAGCAUCCAUUCCCGAGAAGUAUCUGCCUCUUUCACUUGCAAAACUUCACAUAUAUGCAUGUCCGAAGCUAAAAGAUAGAUACACUUGCAACACAACAUACUGGUCCAAAAUAGCUCACAUCCCUUGCGUACAUGUUGGAGAUGAGUAUUUGAGCCCACUGAAGACUCACAGUUAACAUCCCUGGCCCUUCAAGAUAGAGCUAAAGGAUAUGGAUAAGAUGUUCGAAGAUUACAACCCAUUCCAGAUUAUGCUGAACACAUUGGGGACAAAAGGAAGGAGGAAGUAGGGAAUGACAGAAGUUCAAAGAUCCCAACAUGCAGUCUAAAUCAUUCAUUACACAGAUGUUCCACUUUGAUCUAAAAUCCCUAGGCCAAUCAACCAUUCUACUUUCUGCAGUUUUUGGUCCUCAAGUGCUGGAGCUGUCGGGCCCACUGGAACUCUUCAAUGGCGUUAAAGCAGAAGGAUCUUAUGUCAAAUAAAUGAUGUGAAAUUGUCACUUCUUUACCGCAGGAAAGCAUGACAGUAUCCUCAGCUUAUAUUCUGUCAAAAAAUGUUGUUCAAUACUGAAAAGCCAAAGAAUGUAUGUGCAGUUGUUCAAAAGCUGAGGUACAAGAGGGUCAUGCUAGCAUAAAAUCAUUGAUCGCUGGUGCCUGGAGAGCAAUUCCUGUUUAUACCUUUGGCUGUGUUUUUCUGUGACGACUGGUCGGCGGGUUUCGUAGAAAAAUGGGUGCACAGCCAACCUGAAAAAAAAGAGAGAAAGAAAGACGAAGGGAGUAAUUGGCUGCCAAGUUUUCCUUGUGUUGGCUACCUAUUCUUUCAAUUGGCUGCCAAGCUUUUGUCUUUGCGUUGGCCAACUUGAAAUUUUCUUUCCCAUGUGCAAUUGGCCAUAUAUAUAUAUAUAUAUAUAUUUUAUAUAUA